Bursaphelenchus xylophilus (pine wood nematode) is the source of this 1567-nucleotide messenger RNA. Lineage: Eukaryota; Metazoa; Nematoda; Chromadorea; Rhabditida; Aphelenchoididae. The record is from the annotation of a GenBank genome assembly.
AUGCUGGGAAACUCCACACUCCAAUUCCUCACCACCCCCGAUGAGAAAAUGAACUUAAUCAAGCUGAUUGCGCCGUUCGAGCCGGCGUUCGCCGCUUCUCACAGCAGUAUGGUCGAGUACAAGGGUGAACAACGAUGUGUGAAUCCACGGCUGAAGAGUGAAUGGUGGGGCGAGAUUCUACGCGACUUCACGAGGAUCCACCCACGUCUCGAGGGCAUUCAAAUCAGACAUCUUCGGAACAUCUGGCGCAGGCUGAAACAGAUGGCUCAAAAGAAUAUCGAAGAGGAGCGAGACUUGACCAAAUUGGACAUAGCGACCCUCAGCGUGAAAGAUCCGAAUGCUUUGCGAGCCCAGGGGUUGGAGCCGAUGGAAUUUGAUCCGGACUUUGGAGCCAACUUUGUCCCCGACCCUAAUGCGAGGAUUCCAACGGCUGCGGAGGUUUUUCGAGAGUCAAUGAAAGAUGACUACUUUGCAAUCGCUAGACAGAGGAGGAAGGAGAGGAGAGCUGAAACCCAUCGGAAGAAAAAUCAAGGUAACGAGGACUGAAUUUAUAUUAGUCUAGAUAGCUGAUGACUACAGCAAAAAAAUGGUCAAAAUAAAUUUUAAAACAGCAAAGAACGCUAGUAAAUAGUGAACCAAGCCCUACAGCGUACAUUUAGAGACCCUAAUUGCAAUAGCCAGCUUAAUUUUGACGAUUUAUAUUAUAUCAGACAUCUAAUGUCAAGUAUAAUAUAAAAACAUCUCGGAAACACCUCAAACCUCUAUUUUUUGGGCAUUUUUAACUGUAUAGCUUUCUCUCUCACAUUUACUAGUAACUACAACACAACUGACAUCACUUUACUUUCAAUAUUUCUUGUUUCAUCACAUUCAGCAAUAACAACACAUACUUUUAGAAGCCCAAUUGUCUGAAGACGAGGAAGCUGAGCUCGAUGAGAGUGGAUCAGGUGGGUCAGCUGUCGACGAACCAUCAACGUCUGAACCACCAAAGAAAAGAGGGAAGUACAAGAAGAGGAGAAACUAUGGUGAGACUUUUUGCCUUGUAGCCAUUCAGUGGCGGACCUGAUCCAGUGGCAAAAAACGUACCCGUUUGCGUCCGGGAAGUGUCAAAAAUGUAGCGAAAUGCCUCCCACUCCAAUAAAAAAACUCCAUUCUGGAAAGCACGCCCUUCAAAACGGAGUAUUUUCAGUUGGAGAGGGAGGCAUUUUGCUACAUUUUUAAUGCUUCCUGGAUGCAAAAAGUUACGUUUUUUGUCACUAGAUCAAGUCUGUCGCUGUACAGAAAACUAUAAAAACACUAUAACAUCUCAAAAAAACUAUCCAAAAAAAUUUUUUAACACUCUGAUUUUUCAGACAUUUUGGGGAAUCCAACUGAAAAUCACAUCGUUAAAGUGAAGCUGAGUACCCAAUUCAUGGAAUAUGCUCUGAAGGCAGCUAAAUUGGAAGACUAUGCGAGGAGAAAUUGGAGAAAGAUUGUUUUCCAACCAACUGGAGGGGUUUCCGUUCGGGACCCGAAAGUCGGCGAGGAUUUGAGCAUCAAUUUCCCACCGUUCUUGCCGGAGAAGCCAUAA